AUGGUCUCUUCUCCGGAUUGGGUGAAGAAGCUGGCGCCCACUGGGCCUCAGGGAUCAGAGCUUCUUCAGCAUGAGCGGGAGCAGUCCAAUGUUUCCGUUGAGAAGCUUGCGGACUUGCUUCAUACCAGAGAAGUGCUGGAGAGACAGGAUCGUAUCCUCUCCAUCAUUCAGCCAGAGGAAGUCUUUGAUAAGUCUCAGAACCACUCGCUCGGCCGUGUUGAGCGAGUGAAGAGAUCUCUUGCCAAAGCCAAGCGCCUCGAGCAGCUGAAAAUUCAACAUAAGUGGUCCGAAGAUGACUUCCUCAUGGCCAACAGCUUGAUCAGUGAACCCACUCCAUACGGCCUCCAUUCCACCAUGUUCUUGGUCACUCUCAGAAAUCAGGGAACCCCGGAGCAACAUAAGCUCUUUUUGGAGCCGGCUGAGAGAUAUGAAAUCAUUGGAUGCUAUGCUCAGACUGAGUUGGGCCACGGAUCAAAUGUUCGCGGUCUUGAGACAACUGCCACAUGGAACCCGGAAGACAAGACCUUCACGAUACAUUCACCUUCUUUGACUGCUUCGAAAUGGUGGAUUGGAUCUCUCGGAAGAACCGCCAACCACGCCGUUGUCAUGGCCCAGCUUUAUAUCAGCGGAAAGAACUACGGUCCACACCCGUUCUUGGUCCAAAUUCGAGAUCUCAAGACCCAUAAGCCUCUCGAGAACGUCCAUGUUGGUGACAUCGGCCCUAAGUUUGGUUACAACACUAUGGACAAUGGUUUCCUGCUCUUCAACAAGCUAAAGAUCCCCCAUAUCAACAUGUUGGCUCGUUUCUCUGGUAUCGAUCCCAACACCAACAAAUAUGUUCGACCUGCCUCGCCAUCUUUGAUUUACGGCACUCUCACCUGGGUUCGAUCUACUAUCGUCCUCCAGUCCGGCGGUGUCCUCGCCCGCGGUGUCACCAUUGCCACCAGAUACUGUGCUGUGCGAAGGCAGUUCCAGGACCGUGACGCCCCAGCUAACGAACCCGGCGAGAACCAAGUCCUCAACUACAAGAUGGUUCAGAUUCGAUUGCUACCUUUGCUUGCCGCUACCUUUGCUUUGCAUUUCACUGGUCGCGGUAUGAUGGCGCUUUAUGACCAUAACCAGGCCAUAAUGAAGAAGUCGGCUAGCAAGCAGGCAAGCAGCAGGGGUGCUGGGCCCGAGGAACUGAACCCUGGCGCAGAUCUCUUGGCAGACCUUCAUGCUACAUCUUGUGGACUUAAGGCAUUGGGAAGUACCAUUGCUGCUGAGGGCCUGGAAGUAUGCCGUCGUGCCUGCGGUGGCCACGGUUAUAGCAGCUACAGUGGAAUCGGAUCCUGGUAUUCCGACUACCUACCAACCACCACCUGGGAGGGUGACAACUACAUGUUGACCCAGCAGGUUGCCCGAUACCUCCUCAAAUCUGCCCGGUCCGUCUUUGCUGGCAAGCCUGCUAACAAUGACACCUGCACCAUCCUUCAAAACUACCUUUCCCGUCGUGAUACCGGUGCCGCAUUCGAUAUCCUCGAAAAUGACUCUGAUAUUGUAGCUGCAUUCGCCUGGAGGACAGCAUACUUGACUUUCGAGGCCCUGAAGCACCGUGACGUCGAGAAGCGAUCCUGGAACAGCCUCCUCGUUGACUUCUGGAGACUCUCUACUGCCCACUCGCAAUACCUUGUCGUCAAGAACUUUUAUGAAGCCGUAUUCCCAUCCGGCUCCACUUCUGAGGCCGCCGCUUCUCUAGGUAUCGAUGAACCAACUCUCGAUGUCCUACGAAAGCUCUUCCGUCUCCACUCCCUACACACCCUCGAGCGCGAGUCAGCUGAUUUCUUCACAUCAGGAGCUGUCACCACCAGACAGAUCAUCCUUACUCGAACCAAGGCCGUUAUGAAGUUGCUCGACGACAUCCGUCCCCAUGCCAUCCGAUUGGUCGAUGCAUGGAAGUUCCCUGACUGGCAACUCGACAGCUCCUUGGGUAGAUUCGAUGGAAAAGUCUACGAAGACCUGUUCCACCGUGCAAGUGAGCAGAAUCCUCUCAAUGACUUGACCUUUGACCCUUACCCAUGGAACAAUACUCUGGUGAAGAGCGAUAAAAGCAAGCUUUGA
Molecule: messenger RNA, 2100 nt
Organism: Arthroderma uncinatum
Lineage: Eukaryota; Fungi; Ascomycota; Eurotiomycetes; Onygenales; Arthrodermataceae
Product: acyl-coenzyme A oxidase 1
Exons: 4
Coding region: 1-2100 (699 amino acids)
Biological process (GO): fatty acid beta-oxidation using acyl-CoA oxidase; lipid homeostasis
Cellular component (GO): peroxisome
Molecular function (GO): acyl-CoA oxidase activity; fatty acid binding; FAD binding
Source: RefSeq, a predicted model, not a curated record